AGCCCACUCUCUCUCUCUCUCUCUCUCUGUAAAAGCCCAAACUAAGCUAUGUUCUCUUCCUAAAGUGGCACUGCUCUGUAAUUCUUCAACCUUUCGAGGCCAAUUAAGAUUGGCUUCGAAUUCGAAUUCGAAUUCAAUAAACUAUGGCUCUAUUCUUGAGUUGUGCUAACGGUAACCAUCGGCCUACUUCGUCUUAUGCCAAUGGCUUGGUGUGUUGUGACGUUUGUGGGAAAGUUCUCCAUGAAGAUUUGUACACUGACGAACCUUCGUUUGUUAAGGGUGCGGGAGGAGAGAGCAAAUUGUCAGGUAGCGUGGUAAGAUCCAUUCAAAGUGGCUAUUCAGAAUCAUUUAGGAGGACUUUAGAUAAAGGGAGAGAUAUGAUAGAAAGUAUCGUUACAACAUUUAAUAUAAGUGGUGGUGACUCUAUGGUUAAUCCAGCCUGUGCAUUUUAUCAGAUAGCUGUUGAACGGAAUUUUACUAGGGGGCGUAAAACAGAUCAAGUUGCAGCUGCUUGCCUUUAUAUUGCAUGUCGUGUAGCUAAAGACCCAAAACCGUUUCUUCUUAUUGAUUUUUCCGAGUAUUUGUCCAUAAAUGUUUAUGUGCUAGGUGCUGUAUUUUUGCAGCUUUGCCAACUUCUAAGCCUUGGAGAGCAUCCUACCAUUAUAAAACCUGUUGAUCCUUCCCUUUAUAUUUCUCGAUUUACAGAAAAAUUAUUAAAGCAAAGAAAUAUGAAGGUGUCUCAAACUGCAUUAUACCUUAUUGCCAGAAUGAAAAGAGACUGGAUGCAGACUGGCAGAAAACCUAGUGGGCUCUGUGGUGCAGCAUUAUAUAUCUCUGCUCUUUCACAUGGGUACAGCUUUUCGAAGACUGACAUUAUUCAAGGUUGUAUUCCCAGAAAUACUCAUUCUUAUGCCUAUGUAAUCAUCUUUCUCGUGUACCAAAUGUGCCUAACAAUUUGUUAUGUAUGUGAUAAUAACGUCACUAAGGUAAAAAUUGUACAUAUUUGUGAAAUGACGCUGACAAAACGAUUGAUUGAAUUUGAGAAUACAGAUUCGGGGAGCUUGACGAUUGAGGAGUUAACCAAAAAUGCUGUAGAGCUAAAGGAGAGUGUACCAUCAGUUGGUGUGUCCCAAAAGUCGGGGGAAGUGCUUUGUGAACAUAAAAAUAGUGGGGCACCUCAUUUUGCCCAUGGACUUUGUAGAUCUUGCUAUGACGCUUUUGUUAAACUUUCUGGAGGACUACAUGGUGGGUCAGAACCUCCUGCUUUCCAGCGUGCUGAAAAAGAGAGAAUAGCCAUGGAAUCUACUAACAAGGCAGAUGAAUCAAGUGUGCCUCAGCAAGAGAGUGAAAACAUUGAACAGGCAAGUGAAUGUCAGUCCUAUUUCGGCAUGCCAACUUCCUCAAAAAAAACUUCCUUAUUGGUUGAGAAAGUCAAGUCUUUCACUGAAAACAGUCAAAAGGCAACUGAGAAUGAACAAUUGAACCAAAGGGAUUUCGCCGAAAACAGCCAAAAAGAAAAUGAGAAUGAACAAUUGAACGAAAGGGAGAAUGGAAGUAAUUCAGCUGCCACCGGAGAUCAGAUUGAAGUAGAUGGUGUUUCUGAUAAAUUUCAGAAAUCUAAGGAUACGAGUUCCAUCACUGAUGAUGAAUCAGAUGGACUUUCUGAUAUUGAUGAUGUUGAGGUUGAUGGCUACCUGAAUAAUGAUGAGGAGACACGUUAUAAGACAAUUAUAUGGGAAGAAAUGAACAAAGAGUAUCUUGAGGAACAAGCAGCAGCAGCUGCUGCUAAGAUGGAAGCUAGUCAGGUAGACUUAGAGAACUGUUCUGAUGAAUUACGAGCUGCGCAUGAAUUAGCUGCAGCAGCUUCAGCAGCUGUGGCCAAGUCAAGAAAGGAGCGAAAACGAACACAAGAUUCAAAUGCCAAUCCUGCUCAAACGGCUGCAGAAGCGGCUCAUCAAAUGCUAAUCAAGAAGAGACUCAGUUCGAAAAUCAACUAUGAUGUGUUGGAGACACUCUUCACCAACGAUCCACCGUCUGAUUCAAAUAAAAAAGCCAAAGCAUCAAAUGAUGAUGGUGAUGGUGAUGCCACAGAGCAAAGUGACGGUGAGAAAGAGCAUGAUGGGGACAUUACAGACAACUAUGAUGAACCAGGACAAGGGUAUGAAGACAUGGAGCAGGAAAAUGACACAGGAAUAUAUAGCAAUGGAUUGCACUAUGACAAUGGAGAGGAUUUUGAUGACUUUAACUAUGAUAAUGGUGACGAUGAAUAUUGAAUCGAAAAGUAAUUGUGUUCGAAGAGGUAGUUCGUGGAAUGUUCUUUUGAAUUCUUUGAAGCCCUUGCGAAGAAAUUAUUAAAUCAGAUUGGAGGCCGACAUAGAAAGGAAAUUGAAAGAAAAAAGAAAUAAUAUUGUAGAAUUUAUUAAGGAAAGGCUUGAACUGGAUGUAAUACGGAUACCUAAUCUUGUGGAGCAAUUCUUCAAGAUACAAUUUGAAUUUACAGCUUUCCUUUUCUAUUUCCUUUUA
Molecule: messenger RNA, 2523 nt
Organism: Quercus lobata
Lineage: Eukaryota; Viridiplantae; Streptophyta; Magnoliopsida; Fagales; Fagaceae
Product: transcription factor IIIB 60 kDa subunit-like
Exons: 21
Coding region: 144-2273 (709 amino acids)
Biological process (GO): transcription by RNA polymerase III; DNA-templated transcription initiation; transcription preinitiation complex assembly
Cellular component (GO): transcription preinitiation complex; transcription factor TFIIIB complex; nucleus
Molecular function (GO): TBP-class protein binding; RNA polymerase III general transcription initiation factor activity; RNA polymerase III type 3 promoter sequence-specific DNA binding
Source: RefSeq, a predicted model, not a curated record